Molecule: messenger RNA, 561 nt
Organism: Rotaria sp. Silwood2
Lineage: Eukaryota; Metazoa; Rotifera; Eurotatoria; Philodinida; Philodinidae
Source: the annotation of a GenBank genome assembly
AUGAGACGAGUUCAAUCACUUGAAUUUAAUAAUAAUAGUUAUUCAUCAUUGUCACAACAAAAUAAAAAAGUAUCAUUGCCUUCCACUAAUGAAACAAAUUUCGCACCUAAAUCUUCUUACGGUUGGUUACGUCGUUCAACAUCGAAUCGAAAUGAUCGAACAACAGUUGUACCUAUGGCAGUAGUUCACGAUGAAAUUCCAAAUUAUUUCGGAUCGACAAUGCAAUCAAUGUGUCUUGCUUUUUUCACAUUAGCUUAUACAGAGUUAAUUGAUGAUGUUGUUUUUUCUGGUAAUUCAAUGAUUGUACAUGCUUUUUUAAAAUUCGUAACUAUUCUUUGUAUUGGAAUUGCUCUUGUUGCUGCAUUUGCAUCUAUUCGAGUAUUUAUUGUUACCUCACAAAUAUAUGAAACUAAUUUAAAAAAUAUCAAUUCAGAUUCAGCAAAAAUUUAUUCAAUAUUAGCUAGAUUUGGUUCAAUAAUAGUAGCACUUACAUGUGGAAUUAUUAUAUGUGUUUUUGCUGCCGUUUCAUUAUAUGUCCUAUUUAUCGGAAGAACAGUCUAA